Molecule: messenger RNA, 3058 nt
Organism: Alosa alosa (allis shad)
Lineage: Eukaryota; Metazoa; Chordata; Actinopteri; Clupeiformes; Clupeidae
Gene: pik3r5
Product: phosphoinositide-3-kinase, regulatory subunit 5
Exons: 18
Coding region: 290-3055 (921 amino acids)
Biological process (GO): G protein-coupled receptor signaling pathway; positive regulation of MAP kinase activity
Cellular component (GO): phosphatidylinositol 3-kinase complex, class IB
Molecular function (GO): 1-phosphatidylinositol-3-kinase regulator activity
Source: RefSeq, a predicted model, not a curated record
UGAAAGCUUAGUAGGCCUUUGUUGAGGUCAAGAUGAUGGUGGUUGCUUACAGGUUUAGUUGAGUUAACUAAGCUAACUGUGCUUCGGCAUUCUCUCAUGAGCUACUCAGAUUCAAUGCGAUUGUAGGUUAUUAUACGCACUUCCUAUUUGAAACCAUCGGGAACACUUGCAGCAGUGUUGCUGUUGCCAGGUUUCGGGAGAGAAAUGCAACCAGCUCUAUGGAAGGAUACGAAGCCCAAAAAAAGCGGCUUCUAAGAAAAUGAUGCAACAGACUAUGUUGUGACUGAAAAUGCAGAACACCACGUGCACCGAGGACCGGAUCCAGCAUGCCUUGGAGCGAUGUCUGGACGGACUCGGCCACAUCAACGGCCUGCCUCAACCAUGGAACGUUGGAUGGUGUAUGAAUCGAUGGAGUUUGGGAGAGCUAGUCAAAAGGGACCCAGACAACUUCCUCAUCCUCUUGCAGCAGAUCCUGAGGAAGGCCAAAGAGGUCCAGGAGCACUGUCAGUAUGAGCUUGUAGCGCCGCUUGCACUCAUGUUCACCUCCUAUCUCCAGCAGAUGCCCUUCUGCCCUGCUGACGGGGAGCUCCUGCUGAAAGCGUACGAGGUGUUCCAUGGCUUCCUGACCUGGCCAGAGCCCUACUGUGGAGUGUGCUCUAGCUUGUUGUCCACUCUCCAACAGGAACUCCGAGCCCCAGGGAUUUCAUACCACAGGUUGGUGAGGGAGGAACAAGGCCUGACCACCUCCAAGCAUUACGCAAAGACCAUUACGGUGCUGUUGAUGAACCCGUCUGAGGUUCCUGUGGAGUUCCUGUCGGUGGCGGAGCAGCUAAGCGGCGUCCAGCUCUCCCGCAGGGAUGUGUACAGCUCCCUCAUCAAACACGCUUUCCAGUCCAGCCUGGGCACCAAGUACCCACUGCCCAGCAUCCAAGAGAGCCUACAGUCUGUCAGCACGGAGGACCUGGAGAGAGCCUUCUCCACGGUAACCAAGCUCAUGGAGUCGGCCGUGUGCAUGUCGGACCCUCUGAAAGCCCGAACCUGUUUGGUUCAGGGCCUGGAGGAGCUCCGGGAGAAACUUGGCGUCCCACCCUCCAACGGCAGGAAAUCAGGGGGCACAUUACAGACGAUCCCUGUCCCUUCAGCCAAAUGCUACGUGUUCCACUGGGAUAAGGACAAUUUUGAUGUUCUCAACAACAUCCCAGAGACUGACAGCAUACUGUCUGCUCUUCACUCCUCCGGCCGGGCCGAGGAUGAGGACGGGGACGUGGACGAGGACGUGGAGGAGGAAGACGAGGACCUGGAGGACAUGGACGCGUUCAUGGGCAACGGCUGCACGCUGGUGGACUACCGUGCCUCCACCAUCUCCACCGUGUCCUCGCUGUCCACCGCCUCCAAGGACUCCAUGUUCUCCACGCUGUCCGUGGCCUCGUCCGAGGGCUCGCCCUCCUCCCUCUACGCGGGCCAGUCGGCCGCCGGCCUCUCGGCCUCGGGCACGGACAGUGACUUCUGCGAGGAGGCGGAGGAGGACAGCCCCUCGGAGCGGAGCCCCGCCUCCACGCUGAGGCCCGGCGGCUCCAACCACGCCUCGGGCCACGGCCACGCCGCCAAGUCGGCCAAGACGCCGCCGCGCCUGACCCAGCGUCUGUCCAGCCUGUUCAAGUCACGCAGCAGCCACCCGCUGUGCCGGGCCAAGAGCCUGUGCAGCCCUGACGGCCGCGACCUGACCGCCAGCGUGCGCUCCAAGCGCUCCAUGUCGCUACCGCAGCAGGUGCGCACCUCCGACCUGGCCAGGCUGUCGUCGGCCCAGUCGUCUGGCCCCGAGGGCGCCGGCAUGGCCGCCGCCACCGCGCCACACCUGCGCCACGUCUGCUUCCGGCGCCGGCCCAUCCUCAGCAGCGACGAGGAGGAGGAGGGGGGCACCACGCAGGCCACCCAGCUGCGGGUGGUGGUGUUCGGCGCUGACCACGUGGCGGGCAGGGUGGCGCGCGCCUACAGCAGCCUGCGGCGGCGCGAGAGCCGCUGCCCGCGCCUGCUGCGCUCCUUCAAGAUGCGCUUCUUCUUCGUGCCCGUCAGGAGGGACGCGGCCACAGCGGCGCCCACACACACCAUGACACUCUCCAGGACGCCCAGCCCGGCCGCCCAGCAGCUCUCCGUCAGCCCGCUGAGAACGGCCGUCUCUAAUAUGGACCUGAGUCUGUGUGCCCCAGAAGACAGCACUAAUGAUAUCGCUCAGCUGCUGGGGAUGCUGGACCCCUGGUACGAGCGCAACACACUCAGCCUGCUCGACCUGCCCGUCAGUGUGGUGUGCCAGCAAACGUCGAAGAUAGACUCGGACUCGUACGAUGAUUCCCUGGAAGUGCGUCUGCCGAUCCUAGCAGACCUGGUGCUGUACUACUGCCGGCAGGCCGCUCGGCCCACCCUCAUCCAGCUCUACCAGGCAGAGCUCACAUUAGCUGGUGGCGAGAAGAGGAACGAGGUGUUCAUUCACUCCCUGGAACUAGGCCACACAGCUGGGACACGCGCCAUCAAGGCCAUGGGUGCUGCGAGCAAGAGGUUUGGGAUCGAUGGGGACCGUGAAGCCGUGCCUCUGACGCUGGAGGUGGCAUAUAACAGGGUUGUUAUUAGUGGCAGAAGUAGUUCUACGAGGGCAGAGAAGGUCUGCACGUCUAUCAACCUAACAAAGGCCUGCAAGAGCCUGGAGGAGCUCGACUCAAAGAUGGAGUGUCUGCAGCUGACAAUGACUGAAGUGCUUAAGAGGCAGAACUCCAAAUCGAAGAAGGGCUACAAUCAGCAACUCACCACUACUAAAGUGAAAGUGGACAAGGUGCAGGUCAUUGGCGCCAGCAACACCACAUUUGCUGUGUGCCUGGACCAGGAUGAGAAGAAGAUUCUACAAAGUGUCACCAGGUGUGAAGUGUCUGUGUGCUAUAAGCCGGACAGCUCGGCGGACUGGUCGCGUGGCCGGAUGCUGUCCUCUCAGAUCCAGCCCCUCCACCCCACCUUCUGCUCCCUGCUCUGCCUGCCCGUGUCCACCUUCAGUGGGCCUCAGCCCUGACGA